Molecule: messenger RNA, 507 nt
Organism: Colletotrichum phormii
Lineage: Eukaryota; Fungi; Ascomycota; Sordariomycetes; Glomerellales; Glomerellaceae
Exons: 2
Coding region: 1-507 (168 amino acids)
Source: RefSeq, a predicted model, not a curated record
AUGCGGCAGUGCUUUACCGACUUGGUCAUGCUGCUUUGGCUCUUUGGCCGCUUUCUGUGCAGCGAGUCUGCCACUACUACCCUCCGAGGCAUUCUGCCUUGGAUACAGACGCUUGUCAUUCCAGUUUCUUUGCAUCCCAUGUACGACAAAUCGAAGCUAUCGUCCGUCGCAAAGAAAGAAACACCGGACGAAAUGCUCGGUACCGCGGCUUCUACCAGUACCAACGUGGUGAAGACUGAAGAGAACCUGGUGCGCCACCCGAGCAAAGAGCAGAAUAUUGCGGCACUUGUUUCCCAGAACCCCGCCACAAGCAGUUUUGGUGCAUCUGUUUUGGGGGGUUCCGGAGAAAUAAACACUCCCUUCGACUCGGUACUCUUCUACUCCGUACACGGUACAGAAGAAAAGGCCGGAUGGCUGGGGAACGAUAGAACGGGUGCCACGAUAUUCCCCGUCGCCCAUCCAUCCCACCCCGGAACGCCGAAAACUUUCAAGUUCACGUCCGCCUGA